Drosophila grimshawi is the source of this 810-nucleotide messenger RNA. RefSeq lists its product as uncharacterized. The transcript is spliced from 2 exons. Bases 61 to 789 code for a protein of 242 amino acids. Lineage: Eukaryota; Metazoa; Arthropoda; Insecta; Diptera; Drosophilidae. The record is from RefSeq and is a predicted model, not a curated record.
AUAACGGUGCUUCUUAUUAACCGAUGUGAGCUGAGAAAACCAAAGAAAAAGAAAGAAAACAUGCAGCUGCGCAGUGAAACAUUUGAUCAAUUGAAGGAGAUGCUUUGCGACGCCGGCCUGUACGAGGACGGCAUGAACGUGGGGGAGAUGCGUCAAUUGGCGCAGGCCAUGGAAUUGUCCAACGAAUCCGUCGAUGGCAGGGAAUGCUUCGACAUUCAGCGCGCACUUCGGGAAAGCGAAAUUGAGUUCCAAAGAAUGGUUAACUCGACGAUGAUCGGCCACCAGCCGACAACACCAACAAGGGCAACUGCAACUGCAACAACAUCGAAUUGGCCAUCAAAUCUGGAACAAGACAACGAGAGUCCGCCAACUAACCCCAUACGGAUGAUCGUGCAGGCUGAGGUGCAUCACGAGCUCAACUGGAGUGCGGAGGGGGAGCAGCGUUCGCUCCGCAAGCGGGAGGCCAUCGGUGUCGACACCGACUGCGAAAUUCUUGCGAAGCGUGCGCUGCAAGAGCAACCCAAUCGGGAUAAUAAUCGUCCCCCAUCCCCAUCGCCAUCCCAAUUGCUGAUGAGCAGCGACUCUGGCCUGAAUUGCGAGGAGGAGGAGGAGGACUACAGUUCGCUCUCCAGCCUGAGUGGUCUGUCGUCGAAUAACUCAAUGCCAUCGAUUGGAGAGAUGCCCAGCCGUCUCUUGAUCAGCACCAGCAGCGCUGUUGUCUCCGAUCUAUCUGACCAAGAUCAGAGUGGCCUCCCCGACGAUAAUGAUGUUGAUGAGGAGCAGCCUUAAUAAUUGCAUUUCUUUUUAUAC